This is a messenger RNA of Rotaria sp. Silwood1, 507 nucleotides long. The record is from the annotation of a GenBank genome assembly. Lineage: Eukaryota; Metazoa; Rotifera; Eurotatoria; Philodinida; Philodinidae.
AUGAGUAGUGCUCGACAAUUUCACACAGCAUCCGUAUUAACAAAUGGAAAAGUGUUAGUUGCUGGUGGAUACAACGGUUCUUAUUUGAAGAGUGCUGAGUUAUAUGAUCCAUCAACAGGAACCUGGACCAACACUGACACUAUGAGUACUGCUCGAAGAGAGCACACAGCAUCAAUAUUAACAAAUGGAAAAGUGUUAGUUACUGGUGGAUUUAGCGGUUCUUAUUUGAAGAGUGCUGAGUUAUAUGAUCCAUCAACAGGAACCUGGACCAACACUAGCAGUAUGAGUACUGCUCGAGGAUCUCACACAGCAUCCGUAUUAACAAAUGGAAAAGUGUUAGUUUCUGGUGGAUCGGGCGGUUCUACUUUGAAUAGUGCUGAAUUAUAUGAUCCAUCAACAGGAACCUGGACCAAUACUGGCAGUAUGAGUACUGCUCGAGAACUUCACAAAGCAUCCGUAUUAACAAAUGGGAAAGUGUUAGUUGCUGGUGGAUUAGGCGGUACGUAG